AUGUCUGCCAUCUUCAAGUCGGGCAACACGGCCGUCAUCACCGGCGGCGCAUCGGGCAUCGGCCUGGCGCUCGCCAAGCGCUGCGCCGCCGCCGGCAUGAAGGUGCUGGUGGCGGAUCGGAACGCCGCGCUGCUGGCCGCCGUGCCGGCCGUCGUCGGCCCCGCCGCCGUCCCCUUCGAGAUGGACGUCGGCAGCGCGGCCGACUGGGAGCGGCUCAAGGCCGCCGUGGCCGCGGACCUGGGCGGCCGCGUGACGCUGCUGGCGCUCAACGCCGGCGUCGGCGGCGUCCGCGCCCUGUCGCUCGCCUCCCCCGAGGCCCCCGACGCCUUCCGCCGCGUCCUCGACACCAACCUCAUGGGCGUCGUCAACGGCCUCGCCGCCCUGCUGCCCAUCGUCCGCGAGACCGCGGCCGGCCCGGACCGCCCCGCCGCCGUCGUCGUCACCGGGUCCAAGCAGGGCAUCACCAACCCGCCCGGCAACCCGGCCUACAACGCGUCCAAGGCCGCCGUCAAGGCGCUGGCCGAGCACCUGGCCUACGACCUGCGCGACACGCCCGUGGGCGUGCACCUGCUGGUGCCGGGGUGGACGUGGACGGGACUCGGGGGCGGGGCGGCGGGGGUGCUGCGCGACGGCGGCGCCGCUGGGAGCGCCAAGCCCGCGGCCGCCUGGUGGCCGGAGCAGGUGGUCGAGUUCCUCGAGGCCAAGAUGGCCGCGGGCCAGUUCUGGGUCCUGUGCCCGGACAACGAGGUCUCGGAGCCGCUCGACCGCCGCCGCAUGCUGUGGUCCGCGGGCGACGCCGUCGAGGGCCGCAAGCCGCUGAGCCGCUGGCGCGACGAGUACAAGGACGAGGUGGCCGAGUGGAUGAAGCAAUGA
This is a messenger RNA of Neoarthrinium moseri, 873 nucleotides long. RefSeq lists its product as uncharacterized. Bases 1 to 873 code for a protein of 290 amino acids. The record is from RefSeq and is a predicted model, not a curated record. Gene Ontology annotation, cellular component: intracellular anatomical structure. The transcript has a single exon. NCBI's taxonomy places the organism in Eukaryota, Fungi, Ascomycota, Sordariomycetes, Amphisphaeriales, Apiosporaceae. Gene Ontology annotation, molecular function: oxidoreductase activity, acting on NAD(P)H, oxygen as acceptor.